Molecule: messenger RNA, 1950 nt
Organism: Trichoplusia ni (cabbage looper)
Lineage: Eukaryota; Metazoa; Arthropoda; Insecta; Lepidoptera; Noctuidae
Product: organic cation transporter protein-like
Exons: 7
Coding region: 136-1782 (548 amino acids)
Biological process (GO): transmembrane transport
Cellular component (GO): membrane
Molecular function (GO): transmembrane transporter activity
Source: RefSeq, a predicted model, not a curated record
GAUUCAACAUUUUUAUUAGUACCGACUCGACGUUUGAUAUCGACGUAUAUGCGUCGCUUAGAACAAGUUUCAUAAAUCGGAAAUCAGUCGGAUAAAAUAAUAUUAGUGAAUGAAGGCAUAUCUUUGACUUUAAAAAUGACGGCCCAGAAAAACAUCUCAAUACAGAAAAAAGAGGAGAUCGACGUAUUUACAAAAAUCCAGCAAUUCGGUGUAUUUCAAACGAUACAAUAUUUAUACAUUUGUUUAUCACUUCUUAUGGUUUCUAUGACUCAUGUGAACUAUGUUUUUGUGGCUGAACACGUAAACUACAGAUGUCGCAUGCCCGAAUGUGAAGACGCCAGCCAGAACCUAACAACACCAUCGUGGUGGCCAGCUGAUGUUGAUUCGAAAUGUUAUAAGCCAAUGUUGAAAGAUCAAACAAAUAUUUUUUCAAAUCAAACCUGUUCUAACACUUCGUUUACUGGUGUUAUAGAAGAAUGCCAGGAAUGGAUUUAUGAGAACAAUGAUUCUAUUGUUGCUGAGCUGAACCUCGCGUGUGAUUCACUGAAAAUUAAUUUUGUCGGCGGCGUUCAUAACACAGGGAUGAUAGUUUCCAUGAUGUUCGCUGGCUGGUUAGCCGACAAAAUGGGAAGAAAACCGACGUUGAUUAUUUGUGCCGUUGGUGCCAGUGUUGGAUUAUUCAAAUUAUUCGUAACAGAUUACUAUCCUUACAUUGUACUAGAAUUUCUUGAAGCUGUCAUGGGGGCCGGUCUAUAUACAGUUGGAGUUGUUUUAAUGAUUGAAGUUGGAGGGAAUUCCAAACGAGUACUGACAGGCAUUGUCUUCUCCUAUGCGGUCUACGUCGGUGAAAUAGUCUUCGCUUUCUUAGCCAUGUCCCUGAAAUAUUGGAAAUGGCUGGUACUGGUAGUAUACUCGCCAAUGAUACUCUUCGUAUUGUACAUAUUUCUGCUCAAAGAGAGUACGAGAUGGCAAAUGCUUCGUGGUCGCAUGGAGGAAGCGCGGAAGACUCUGAAGAUCAUCGCGAAAGUUAAUAAGAUAGAGAUGGAUGAGGCAGAAAUCACUGGGACAAGUGAUGAUGACUUGCGUCUAAUGUUCGAUGUUGUAGAGGAAAAAGAGAAAGAAGAUUUCAAGAUCAUUGUAGCCUCGAAGGAGAUGAUGACACGGCUGACUGUGACGUCAUUCUGCCUCUUCACAUCCAGCUUCCUCUACUACGGCGCAUUAGUGCACUGUGUGCUCCUACCGGGAGAUAAAUAUGUUAACUUUAUUCUGUCUGCCCUGACGUCAUUCCCAGGAGAGAUGAUUGCUUAUUACACAUUUAAUAAAUAUGGAAGGAAAAUAACCAUGCAAUUCGGCUAUUUAGUAUCAGCUUCGUUCCUUAUUGCUCAGAAUUAUAGUCCUGACUCUUUGUCUUGGUUGAAAGUUUUGUUUUUCCUGAUAUCCAAACUUGGAGUGGUAAUCUGUUUCACCGGAAUUUACACAUACAGCAUGGAACUGUUCCCUACCAGUGUCAGAGGAACAUUAUUCGGUAUCGGGAAUACUGCGGCUAGGAUCGGGGGUGUGCUGGCACCCCUAACCCCAUUAUUGAUAACAGAGUUCCCAGCAUUGCCAUCGAUCUUGUUUUGUUUGACUGCCGUGAUUUCUGCAGUGAUGUUAAUAUUUACACCUGAAACCAAAUCAUUACCGAUGUUCGACACCAUUGCCCAAAUUGAACUGUAUAAAAUUUCACAAAAAAAUAAUGAUGACUCGAUUGUUGAUGACACUAUAUUUUCCACGAAAUUAUAGACUAGGAUGGUUUAAGAUUUUUUAGUGAUGUUCAAGAAUUUAUGAUUUUGAAAUAGAAGCUUUCAAACAACUAGCUUUGGAAGAAAUACUGUGUAAAGCUGACGCCUAAUAUUAGUUGUAGUACCUAGAUAAGUAUUACUUAAUUUUACGAUUAAAUUGUUACCGAUA